AAAUCAUAAAAAAUUUCUUUCAUGUUGUAGGAGGAGAUUACAACUGCAUUAUAUCCGACCGAGAUUGAGCGUUACUCUGAGUGGUAUAUUCGAGUCUUGGAGUUUAUGGGAGAACACGCACCAUCUAUGCAUUCAGAUGAUGAUGAUGCCACUCAGUCGAACCCUCCUGCUGCCUUUCAGACAGUCCCUACAGGGUCUUCUAUGUCUUCAACUGCUUCCAGGCGAAGACCGUCAUCACGAGGUGCCAGACCCAUGGUUCCUAGGACGUCUCCUAUUGCACGUACAUCCCCUCCACAGGGGUCAUCCUCCCGAGGGUCAUAUAGGGCCACACCUAAUGUACCUGCUUCCCCACCACGAAGGUCCACUUCACGCGCCUCCCAUUCUCGUGAGCAUCCGGUACACGAGCCUGCAAGACACUCGGUCCAUGGGACGUCAUACAGUGGUGUUUCAUAUGACCGUCUUCAACAAAUAUUAAUGGAACAUGAAAGAGGCAUCAACUCUCAGAUGCAACAACAAUUGGACCAACACGGUGCAAUGAUGCGCGCGGAGUGGGAGCGACAAUCGGCAUCGUUUCGUGAGGAUAUGCAGUCGUAUUGGCAACAACAAGCAUCGACGUUUCGGGGGGAGAUGCAGGACCAAUGGCAACAACAACAAUCGACAUUUCGGGGGGAGUUGCAGGACCAAUGGCAACAACAACAAUCGACGUUUCGGGGGGAAUUGCAGGAGCUAUGGCAACAACAAGCAUCGAUGUUUCGAGGGGAGUUACAGGACCAAUGGCAACAACAACAAUCGAUGUUUCGGGGGGAGAUGCAGGAAAAAAUGCAAUCAUUAAAUAAUCGAAUUACAGGACUUGAGGGUUCUUAUGUUCAAGCAUCUGAAUCAGUACAGUUAGACGAAUCAUCCGACGAGGAAGUCCAACAACAAAUUCAGGACCAACCAACAACUGCUCAGAAGCCGACAACAACUAAAAAAGUGUCAGCUUUCGGUCGUGUACUGCGAAAAGGGAAACAGUUGGUCAGUCCAUUCACAAAUCCAGUAAAGGAAAAAAAGAACAAACAACCAGUAAUUAAGGGUAUUGAUGUUGACCCCAAGUUGGCUGGGUGCUAUUCAGAGUUCACAAUAUGGUAUGAUCAAGCGUCUGAUAAUGACAGUCGACGCGUCUUCCUCGGGGGACCAGCCGGAACGACAGCCCGUAUGCCCAAACCAUGGUGGACCCAAAUUGUAACACUAGGGCAAUGGUUGGAAAACACGCAUAUUGAAGCUUUUAUGGGUAUACUUCGUAAAUCUUAUCCGGACGGUAAUUGGACUACUGUUUCCACCCAAUUUGUUGCACUUCUCCCUCAGUGUUACAGUGAGUUUAAACAAUUGGGUGCAAAUAUGGAGUGGCCUACGUUUUUUCUAGAUCAAAUCAAUGGAAUCUCGCUUCGGACAAAAGAAUUCUUUCGCCCAUGGAGUAGUGUUGACAAGGUGGUGUACAACUGUAAGUUGUUUACGGUAAGAUUGAUUAUUGAUACUUAUUUCAUCUUCAUUGGUCGACAGGUAUUCUUUCCGAUCAACUUCGACAACCAACAUUGGGUGUGUGGCGUAUUGGAUAUAAAUGAAUGGAGGAUGUAUAUAUAUGACUCUGCCCAAUAUACUGAAAGCAUAGAGAGGGUGAAGAAGUUAUUGAUGCCAUUUAGGACACUAACACACCUAAUGAAGGCGAGUAACUUCUAUAUAUCAAAGGGAAUUCCAUCACCAGAUCCUCUACCGACAUUACAAUAUAGGUGUGUUCGUGAUGUCCCAAAACAGGAUGUUGGAAGUGGAGACUGUGGCAUUUUUUUACUCAUGUUUAUGGAAUACCUUGCCCGAGAUCACCCAUUUAAUUUUACAUCAGCACAUUCCAAGAGAUUAAGAAAACGCGUGGCUACAACCAUAUUCCAAGGAAGGACCCUCAGUUUCGAGGAUUUCUAAACAGGCAUGGAUGGACGGGCAUGCAUACGAAUUGGAUGUCAUUUUAUUAUGGCUUGAAAGAUGUAUUUUAUUAUUGAUUGAAAGGUGUAUUUUA
Molecule: messenger RNA, 2047 nt
Organism: Mangifera indica (mango)
Lineage: Eukaryota; Viridiplantae; Streptophyta; Magnoliopsida; Sapindales; Anacardiaceae
Exons: 4
Coding region: 106-1953 (615 amino acids)
Biological process (GO): protein desumoylation
Cellular component (GO): nucleus
Molecular function (GO): deSUMOylase activity
Source: RefSeq, a predicted model, not a curated record